ACUAUAAGAAGAGACUGAACCCCGAGGAGCGAGAAAACAUUUGAACCAUAGCCGAGCGAGGAGGAGAGCAGAGAGGGGAGAGAGAGGCGAGGAGAGAGACCCACAGAGGAGGAGAGAGACCUGGAAAACGGCAAUGCGUCUCAGAAUGAAGACUUAAAUCGCGGUGAUUUGUUUUUUCCUUCCUUUUUAAUAACCCCCCCAAAAAACGAUAGUGCGGUCCGACGUCGCACUCCUCUUGCGCCUCGGUGUCACCCGCAGAGAAAUCCUGGAUGAGCGCGAAGUGUCAGCUUCAGCACCUGAGGAGAGGACAGCUCCGCUCUGCGUGCUCCUCCGGACCUCCUGUCCAAAAACUCUGCUUCAGCUUUUCAUGUCAACACUUCCAGUCUGACACUCACAAGUCUGGAAGAAGUCUAAACAUCCACUGACGGAGAGAUCCGCGACUGACUCUAUGCUCAAUAUGUACCAGGGGCAUUUACAGGGGAAAGACUCUAGGGCUGCAGAUAAGACUGUUGCCAUGGUCCUGAAGGAGAUACCAAGUAAGGCGUCAUCAGAAGGGAAGCCCCUCCUCACAGUGACUACCAAGCUGGUGAGUGAGCAACAAGAGAGCCGCCCGCUUCUGAGCCCUUCCAUCGACGAUUUCCUCUGCGAGACCAAGUGUGAUGGGCUUUCCCGCCCAGUGACUUCCAACACAGCUGUUCUGUCAUCAACACUGGACCUUCUGGAUCUCAGUGAACCUGGCGAAAGGAGGAACAGCAAAGACAGGCGAAGUCCCCUGUCAUCUCAGGGCAACGGCCAGAGGAAUAACCCUCACAGGAAGAAGACGGAUGAGACAGAGCUGAUCCAAGUGGAAGUUGAACAUACAGGACCAAGCAUGAGAACCCCAGAGAGGGCGUCACUAGACUCGGUCACCAUUGGUUCACCGCUGGACAAAUGGGAGGAGCUAAACCCCAACCCUGAGAGGAACGGCAACAGAAAAUGGAAGCUGGAGAGACGGCGUUCUUCUAAAAAUUCAUCCAAUGAGUUUCUGUGGUCCAUAGACUGUAAAACCCAAUUAGAGCCAUCGAAUAAGAACUCCUUGGAAGUAAAUACCAAAGCUGAGCCAGAGUCUGCCCUAGCAUCUCAGCUCAACAGGCAGUAUAUUAGUGGAAGACAUGCUCGCCUAAGCAAGGAGCAGCGCUGGGGCAGCGCCCUCCUGUCCAGACAUCAGUCCCUGGAGGAAGAGUUUGAGCGAGCCAAGGCUGCUGUGGAGUCAGAUACCGAGUUCUGGGAUAAGAUGCAGGCAGAGUGGGAAGAACUCGCUCGGCGGAACUGGCUGACGGAAAACGAACAGGCGCAGAUUCCCUCAAGUGUCUCUCCACAUGAGAAGGGUUACUACUUCCACACAGAUAAUCCUUAUAAGGACUUGCCUAAUGCAUUUGAUGAGGGACUAAAGAAGUCACGAGAAGGAGACUUGCCAAACGCUGUGCUUUUGCUGGAAGCAGCGGUCUUGCAGGACCCUCAUGAUUCAGAGGCUUGGCAAGUGUUGGGGACCACGCAGGCUGAAAAUGAGAAUGAGCAGGCUGCGAUUGUCUCCCUCCAGAGGUGUUUGGAGCUCCACCCAAACAACCUUCCAGCCCUCAUGGCUCUGGCAGUGAGCCUGACCAACACUGGUAUGCGCAAUGAUGCCUGCGAGGCCCUGCUCCACUGGCUGCGACACAAUCCAAAGUACAAGCACCUGCUGAAGGGCAAGACCCACUUGAUGGGAUCCCCAAACUCCCAACGUCGGCUGUCUUAUGCUCCCAACAGCGGCAGACAUGAAAGCUCCCUGCAACCCGAGGUCAAGGAGCUCUUCCUGGAAGCAGUUCAGCACAACUCUGACAGCAUCGACCCGGAUUUGCAGACGGGGCUCGGGGUGCUUUACAACCUCAGCGGAGAAUUCAACAAAGCUGUGGAGGCCUUCAAUAGAGCCCUGUCGGUGCGGCCUGAGGACUACUUAUUGUGGAAUCGCCUGGGGGCCACGCUGGCAAACGGUGACCGGAGUGAGGAGGCUGUGGAGGCUUACACACGAGCCCUAGAACUUCAGCCGGGGUUUAUCAGAUCCCGCUACAACCUGGGCAUCAGCUGUAUUAACCUGGGGGCGCACAGAGAGGCGGCCAGUAACUUCCUGACUGCCUUAAGCCUGCAGAGGAAAAGCCGGAGUCGCCAGCAGUCUCACCAGGUGAUGUCUGGAAACAUCUGGGCUGCUCUCAGGAUAGCUUUAUCCAUGAUGGACCAACCUGAACUCUUUCAGGCUGCAAAUAUUGGUGAUCUGGAUCUUCUCAUGCGGGCUUUCAACCUAGACAUUUGAGGAAUGCGAGGUAGUGACAAUAGCAUCUCCCCCUUCACUUACUCUUCGAUUUCUACCCAACAGCCAAAAGCCCAAAGUGCACACAUCAGAAUGGACUGGAUCGGAUGUGAGAGACAAUAGUGUGGUUUUUAUGCACGUCAAAAUUAACUACAGUCGUCAAAGUUGUUAUUUUUUCCGCCCAAGUACCUUGGAGCAGUUCUGAGGACAGGUUCUUCCAAGAGCUUGAAGUGACUGCUUUGUGAUGGAUUUGCACUGCAAUUUGUGAUUUCCCUGAAGAGCACAAGGAAGGGCAAAUAUUGUACGAGCAAUGCCUUAGAGAACACAUCAAUUAAAAACUGACUCAUCCAGUGGAACAGAGCUAAGCCAGGAGAGACAGACAGACAGACAGUUUGAGAAUCUCACAGAGGAACCCCUCACAUGCUGUUUGCGGAGAAAAAAAAAGAAAAAAAAAGGUUUUGCUACCUAAUUACUUUCAAAGACUGAAGACUGUCUCACCCUCCUGAAGGAUGGAUUUAGUGAGCAAAUGAUAAAGACUGCACCGUAUGACCUGGAAACUCUGUUCCCGGCUUGUUUUCAUCCUCUUUCAAUGGAGAAUAAUGAUACUGCAUGAAUAAGCAUUUUCAUAAAUGGAUUCUUGUUUAAAAUGAUCAUACUUUUAGAGGUUUUUCCCUUUGCACUUCAGACAAACAGAUAACUUCCUCAACCCAAGUGGAAUGUGCAAGCCAGGUUGUUAACGCCUUACUUAAAUGCAUGCGAAUAUUUAUUUAUACAGUUUUUAUGGCAACAGAAAAACACUAAGCCAUUUUCAGACUGGUUUUUGGUUUCUUUAAAUAACUGCCGUUUUCUGAACUUGAAAGCUUUCUGAGCCAUUAUCUUUUGUUUUGUUGGGUUUUUGGUCUCGGCUCCUAGCUUUGUUCCCUUUAUGCUGACUGGUUGGAGAAAUACGCACAAAAGCUGGGCAACAUUGAUCAAUAAAACCCGCAUUAGUGUGGAAACUUUCAAAGUUUCUCAUAUAUCAUCUUAAGCUCCCGGGGACAGCCUCCACAUUUGAUGUACGCAUCAUACUCUCAUUUUCCUAGACUGUAUUAAUUUCAAUACAGUAUAAUAACAUUACAAAUAAAAGAUGUGUAGCUACAAGCCAAGCCCUAAGAGAGAUUGGACCAUUUCCUAAUGCAGUCAUUUGUAUAUUUGCUGCACCUCCACAGGCAGCGAAGCUCAUACAUUUAAUUAAAUCAGUUUGCCUCAGCCAUCAUGCAUGAUUUAAAUAUUUAUGUAAGCUUGAGCAGAAUGAUGCACAUAUUUGAAAAGCUAUUUGUCUUACCAUCUGCAAACUGCAAUUUACAUCAUGGUAAUACCAAACAUCACGUCAUACACAAAACACUUGAUUGUAAGAAGCCAGUUAUUACAGAUAAUUCACCUCAGCGGCAAAGCUUCUUCUUAAAACAUGCUUUCUGGUAAAUAGCUCUCCUUGUGUCGUUGUUUGAAAGCCACUCUGUGAAGCGAACACCAUGUUCCUCGCCGUGCAACAGAGUAAAUGAUAGAUAAUCUGCUCUGCUGUAUGGCUCAGCACCUCAGUGUUUUUAACAGGCGUAUCCACAGUCUGGGUGUGCUGCAGAAAGUAGGUUUUUAUUCUCAGAUCCUAUGCAAAAGGUCAUGUUUUAUGUUGCCAUUCGGAUUUGUCAGUUUGUCCCUGUCUGCCUCAGAGUGAACCAAAAGGAAGUGGUGAUUCUGUUCUUUGGAAAGAAUGCUAUCAGGGGAAAGCAGAGAGCAGUACGAGAGCCAUUCAUCUUCCAAACUGUACAGCUUUGAUGUCAUGGUCUGUAUUAAGAAGAAGUGUUUCAUUAGGAAACCGGGGGAGAACAAAAACAAGUGAGAAACGUGGUCAGUGGCCAUUUAUACACACAUACACGAACAAUGUCCACUUAAAGUGUAGCCUUCAUGUUUUAUAACCCUGUGCUGUAGCGAUAUGUCUUUGACCUCCGUUGCACGCUCUGAAUUAACCGUCGUACAUCAAGCUUUGCUGUCAGUUACAUGUUUUAUUUCACCAGUCCACUGCACGUUCUCUUUGAAACUCACCUCAGAUACCCUCAGAAGGAAACUCUCCUCUUUAAGGGAAUAACUAGAGAAAUGUAACUUGUUGUCGAGCCAGUUACAUUAAUGUGUUAUCCACUGCUACUUUCAACAUAAGAUGAUAUUUUAGGCUGGAACAGAUGUGUAGCUACUGCUGUCAGAUAUUUAAAAUAGUUGGCAGACAGUAUCUGUGGCCAAUCAUGAUGUUUAAUAGAUCAAGGAAUCAGACGAACCCAGAGAGACGCAGCACAUAUGUGCAUGCCGUUCACAAUCUGCAAUGGCUAUGAGGCUAAUAGUGGUGGAUGCAAAAGCGUAUUUACGCUCGUAGUGCAGCGUUUUACUGAAGUAACAUGGGUGAUAUCCAGUAGUCCAUCAGUGUUAUCCUGUUGAAUAUUUCAUCAUCACUGAAUUACUAAAUAAGUUAUUUCCAGCUAUGCCAGCAGCACAGUUUUUUUAGAUGGAAAUGUCAGUCUGUCACUCCACCACUUUGGUUCAGACUGAAAUAUCUCAGCAACUGUUUGAUGAAUUUCCGUGACAUUUCUUACAGGCAUUUAUGGUCCCCUCCCUCCCCAAAGGAUCAAUUUUAGUUAGAUCCUCUCACUUCUGCUCUAGCACUACCGCGAGGUUGACUGUUUUGUUCUUUAGUGAAAUGUCUUGUCAGGAUGAAAUGUAAUGACUUUAAUGAUCUCCUGGCUUUUAAUGCUGCGGUCCAAAUUUAUAUUUAUCCAAUACUUUGUUGUUGUUGUUGUUUUUAUUUGAAUACAUGCUAAAUGAAUGAAUUAAUUCUCAUCAGUCUCAGCUGUACUUUGCGUUUACUGCUAAUUAACACAUAUUAGCAUGUUCACACCUAAUCUAAUAUGGUGACAACCAAAACAAACUAUUUGUAAUAGAUCCCUGAGAGACUGAAGAGAGACGUGAGAGUUAUUCCUCAGGCCAGUAUCCCUCCAUUUUUAAAUAUGAACACAUAUUCUGUCCCCAGUCCUUCCAGCUGUCUUUUGUGUCAACAGUGAACUGUAGAAACCCAAAACACGAUGUCUGUUAAAUUGUGAUUUCCAAAUCGACUCUAGUUUUCUUAUGAGGUUGUAGGCCUUCGCUUUUUGCAUUUCAAGAUACUGUAGUUGUGUUAAAAAUCAAAAACUUAUUUUUUUAAAGAGACCUUAAAUUGCUGGCUUAAAAUCUAAACUUCUACUGUGUACAUAAUACUGCAGUGCAUUGAGAUAGGAUGCCUGGUGACAGUUUUUGUUUUUGUAGAACUACCUACUACUGUACCUUCUCAGGUGAACUGACCUAUCUUAACGCAUGCCCCUGAGGAACAGAUCGAGGUUGAUCGCAUGCUAGAUUCGCUGCAUUUAUUUUUUUUCGAAUGCUCUUUUCGUUUGUAUGCAUGAAAUACAUGGAAGUGCUUUCCUUUUCUCCCACUAACGUAUACAAAAAAAUAUAUCAUGAAGUUUCCUUGCAAUAUUUCUACAAUGCACUUUUAAAAUCUGUAACACUGACAACAAGUGAUGUAUAUAUUCGGUAUAUAUUCUACACAAGAUGCUUUUUCUUGCAUAGAACUAGCGAGUGUGCAAAGCUCGAGCAGAGAAAUGAGAUGCCUGAGCUAGAAUACUGGCACAUUGCUACAACUGGCUAACUAUAGAUAUAUUCUGUAGAAAUUUUGUAAUUAUGACUUCUACAAACAUAAUGUACUGGUAACACUUUAAAUAACCCCUAGCCUAUAAAGCCAUCUAUUGGUUGUUACCCAAAUGCUUUUUAGUGUUGAAACUUGAUCAUGCUUAACGUCAUAUCAAUAAAUUCUUAUGCACACAUUCAUAAAGCUACUGUAAACUAUUUUAUUUAUUUAGUAUUGCAUGCUGUAAAUCAUUGAAGCUUCAUUAGCUAUGGUUACACAUGUAGACAAAUGUGAAGUUUAAUAUGUUUUACAACAAACAACAAAAUUCAUCUUACCAUAAUAAACUUCCACAAUAACA
This is a messenger RNA of Larimichthys crocea (large yellow croaker), 6366 nucleotides long. RefSeq names its product peroxisomal biogenesis factor 5-like a (gene pex5la). Gene Ontology annotation, cellular component: peroxisomal membrane; cytosol. Gene Ontology annotation, molecular function: protein binding. The coding region runs from base 449 to 2326 and encodes 625 amino acids. Gene Ontology annotation, biological process: protein import into peroxisome matrix, docking. Lineage: Eukaryota; Metazoa; Chordata; Actinopteri; Sciaenidae. The record is from RefSeq and is a predicted model, not a curated record. The transcript is spliced from 15 exons.